CAAGUAAGGAUGCCUUAAGCAGAUAACUAUGGAUAAAUAUAUUAAAGUGCAGAAGAUUGGAGAAGGAUCCUUUGGGAAAGCAAUUCUGGUGAAAGCAAAAGAAAAUGGCCAACAGUAUGUUAUUAAAGAAAUAAACAUCUCAAAGAUGUCAAAUAAGGAGAGAGAAGAAUCAAGGAGAGAAGUUGCUGUAUUGGCUAACAUGAAGCAUCCAAAUAUAGUCCUCUAUAGGGAGUCAUUUGAAGAAAAUGGUUGUCUCUAUAUAGUGAUGGAUUACUGUGAAGGAGGAGACCUAUUUAAAAAAAUAAAUGCCCAAAAAGGAAUCCUAUUCUCAGAGGAUCAGAUUCUGGAUUGGUUUGUACAAAUCUGUUUAGCACUAAAACAUAUACAUGAUAGAAAAAUCUUGCAUCGAGACAUAAAGUCACAGAAUAUAUUUUUGACCAAAGAUGGGACAGUACAGCUGGGAGACUUUGGAAUCGCCAGAGUUCUUAACAGUACUGUAGAACUGGCUCGCACUUGCAUAGGAACGCCAUACUAUUUGUCACCUGAAAUAUGUCAGAACAAACCUUACAACAAUAAAAGUGAUAUCUGGGCCCUUGGUUGUGUUCUGUAUGAGAUGUGCACGCUUAAACAUGCGUUUGAAGCUGGUAACAUGAAAAACUUGGUACUGAAGAUAAUCUCUGGAUCUUUUCCUCCUGUUUCUAUGCAUUAUUCCUACGACCUACGUAAUCUGCUGUCACAGUUAUUUAAAAUGAAUCCUAGGGAUAGACCAUCAGUCAACUCCAUAUUGGAGAAAAACUUUAUAGCCAAACGGGUUGAAAAAUUUCUCACACCGCAGCUUAUUGCAGAAGAGUUCAGUCACAAAAUCUUCCAGAAGUUGGGACCUCAUGCUGCACCAGCAAAAAGACCAGCUCAUGGACAAAGCUUGGCAUCAGUUGCACCAGCUCAGAAAAUUACCAAGCCUGCUGCAAAAUACAGAGUGCCUUUAAUGAUUAAGAAACCUGCUGAUGCGCCUAAAAAGACUGAGAAGAAGGCAUUGAUUAAAUACGGACAGGAAGCUGCAAAAAAGAAAAGGUUAGAAUUGCCUGAAAAAGAAAAACGCCAGCGAGAUCAGAUGGAACGAAUAAACAGAGCCAGGGAACAAGGAUGGAGGAAUGUGCUUGGUUCAGGUGGAAGUGGUGAUGUUAAGGCACCAUAUUAUGGUGGUGGUGGAGGUGUUGGUCCUUUUCCUGCGUCUUCCAGAGGACAAUAUGAACACUAUCAUGCUAUUUUUGAUCAGAUGCAACAGCAAAAGGAAAACAUUAAAGUAGCUGAAGAGAGGGAAGCCAAAUGGAGGGCAGGUGUACAAGGCCGAGAAGCUGUUGAAAGAGGAAUUCCACCUGGAAUACGUCCAGGAGUUCCUAAGGGGCCUGCAGGUCAUCACCAUUUACCUGAUGCUGAUGCAAUUAGGAAAAAAAUGAAAAGAUUGAAGGAGGUGUCUAAACAAGCCAAUGCAAACAGGCAAAAAGGAUGGGUAGCUGCAGAAAGAGAAAAGCAAGUUGAAGAAUUCUGGCAACGGAAGAGAGAAGCCAUGCAAAACAAAGCUCGAGCUGAGGGACACAUGGGUACACUGCAAAACGUGGCAGAUAUCUAUGGAGGCAGGCCCAUUUCUGCAAGAGGAAGGAAAUCCAGAAACAAGGAGGAAGAGGAAUAUUUGAAAACAUUAAGACAGAUCCGGCUACAAAACUUCAAUGAACGUCAACAGAUUAAAGCAAAACUUCGUGGAGAAAAGAACGAAGCUGGCAGUUCUGAUGGACAAGAAUCAAGUGAGGAAGCAGAACUGAAACGCAAGAAGAUAGAAGCACAGAAGGCCCAAGCAAAUGCUCGAGCUGCAGUUCUGAAGGAGCAAUUAGAGCAAAAGAGAAAGGAAGCAUAUGAAAGAGAGAAAAGAGCUUGGGAAGAACAUCUGAUAGAGAAAGGAGUAAAGAAUCCUAAUGUGCCUUUUCACGUGGGAGCUACAGGACACAGUCCUUUGCAUGGCUUACAAGAGCAUGGACCAUCUCCUAAGCCACAACUUCCACUGAAGCCUGAUACACCAGUCAUCUCCAUGACUUCUGCUUUGAAGGAAGUGGGUGUGGAUGAAAAUGUAACUCUCAUCCAUGAAGCUGAAGAGGAAAUAAAAAAAGCAGAUUUUGCGAUGCAAAAUAAGCGAGAUAUAUUAAGAAGACUGAAUCAAAAUCUUAAAGCCCAAGAAGAUGAGAAAGGAAAAAAGGAGAGCAAAAACAUAUCUGAAUCAGUUUUGUCUGAAGGCGCUAAGGAACAGCGAGAAGAUGACUAUCCACUUCCAGGAGAUCGCAAAAAAUGGGAAUCUGGAGCAUCGGAGUUGGUAGUUCCUCUAGCUCAGUUAUCAAUGGAAGACUCUCUCUCUGGAACAGACCGACAAACUCUGGGGGAAGUAAUUAAAUUAGAUAUUGGUGAACCUCACAGGAAGGUCUGGGGCAAAAGCCCUACUGAUUCAGUCCUGAAGAUCCUAGGAGAAGCAGAGUUGCAGCUUCAGACUGAAUUACUAGAGGAACUAGAUGUAACAAAUGAUGCUGCAGAAGUUACUGAAGGAGACUAUCAGUCCUUAAUCAUAAAAAAGAAUAAUGAGGAGAAAACUUUUCCUACUGUGGAAGCAAAGUCUGUGGUACCAGUUGGUCUCACUGAAUCUGAAACAACUGUACCAGAAGAUUCUCAAAGAGCUGAACCUAUCCAGGCACAGUACAAACCUAUUAUGCUGGAUGAGCCUGAUGAUUUGGAAGCAGAGAUAUUGGAAGAAACAGAAGAAAAUAAAAAGCACAAAACCAAGGAAUUUCCCGUCACUGUUAAUGAUGUGUGGGUGAAAGAGAAAGAGGAUAAGGCACACUGUGACAAAAAAAAUGAGGCCACUUCUGUGAAGGUAGUCCUUGACAAGGUGCAACCACAAGAAGCAGCUCCAGAAGGAACUUGUUCCAAUGACUCUCUGCAACCCGAACCCUUAUUCCAGAGGGUAAUACAGCCCCCAGUUGUACCAACCGCUUCACCAGUUCUGUCAGCUCAGUCUUCACAGGAAGAACCUUUGGUACCUCGUUCACGUUCCAUAUCACCAGCCAAAAUUAAAGGCAAAAGUUCUUUGUUGACAGGACUUUCUACAGGGCUGUUUGAUGCAAACAACCCAAAGAUGUUGAGAACAUGUUCACUCCCAGAUCUUUACAAAUUGUACCCAACUCUAGUUGAUGUUCCCAGUGUAGCAGAUGUACAGCAUCAAGAUGAUCUUGAAAUAGAUGAUACGGAAGAUGAACAAGCCAAAGAAGUACCCUCUGAUUCUGAGGAUGUUAUGUUUGGGGAGACAGACACAGAUUUGCAGGAACUCCGGGCCUCAAUGGAACAAUUGCUUAGGGAGCAGCCUAGUGAGGAAUUCAGUGAAGAGGAAGAAUCUACUUUAAAGGCCAAUGCCAUAGAAUGCAUAACAAAUGGUACAGAGCUGGAUGAAGAAGAUGAAAAUAACCCCAGCAGUGAAAGUGCACUUAAUGAAGAAUGGCAGUCAGAUAAUAGUGAUGGAGAGAUUGCCAGUGAAUGUGAAGAAUGUGAUAGUGUCUUCAGCCAUUUGGAAGAGUUGAGAUAUAACCUGGAGCAGGAAAUAGGCUUUGAUAAAUUCAUUGAAGUUUAUGAUAAAAUAAAGGCUAUACAUGAAGAUGAAGAUGAAAAUAUUGAUACUUGUUCAACCAUAGUUCAAACUAUUUUGGGAAAUGAACACAAACACCUGUAUGCCAAAAUACUUCACCUAGUAAUGGCAGACGGAGCCUAUCAGGAAGAUAAUGAUGAAUAAACCUGACUCAGGAAAUUCCUUAACGCUGUACUAUAUAUCAGUGUUUGAAUUCUGCACAGUGGAAUAACAAUUGUAGCAGGAAAUUGUAACAUUGGGCAGGAAAAAGAUGUAAGAAAAGCAUGUUGAUUGUAUGAAAAAGGGGGGGGGGAAACAUGCCUUUUAAAUUGAGAUAUUUAUACAUUUCUUUUUUGUGUUCUUGCAUAUGUGUUCAUUAACUAUUACUUGCCCAAAAUUAAAAAAUGUAUAUGUAAUUCAUCUUUCAAAUUCAAACUGAAGUACAGAGAAUGCCUGAAGAUGUUUUGAUACAAAACUGAGACCUAUCAUGUAAUACAGAAACUUUGUCAUCUCAGCAGUUGGCUAGGAGGAUGAGAAACAAAUUGGAAAGAUUACCAUGUUGUGAAAGUAUCCACUUCUAGCUGUUUACUUACAUGCUCUUUAUGCCUAUAUACAGAAGUUGCUUUGUUUUUAUUGAUACUUGUGGCUAUAUGUAGUAACAUCUUAAUCUAGUGGUCCAGUUUGAGCAUUUCACUUUUUUUCUUACUAAAAAUAUAUUGUAUUUUGAAGCUUAAGGCUUCUGUCACUUCUUAACCAGUGUCAUCUGAAAUAGCUUGAUGUUUCCAAAAUGAUGCCUCCAAAUUGAGGCAAAGUGAUACUUCAGUCAUCAUUGAAAUGUCUGAAUUAAGUUCUUGAGAUUGUGCAGUUCAUCUGGAGCUAGAUGACUUUUUUUUUUUUCCCUUCUCCCCUUUUCCCUCCCCCAGCCCUUCCCCAAAAUCCCAAGAACUUAGUUCUUUGAAUGCUGUGAUUUGGUCAAUGCUAAUAUUGUAAGUGUCUGAAAGGGGGUUCUAGGUGGGUUGUUUUCUUUUCUUUGUUUCUAAAUUUUUGCUGUUAUACUCGGAGCUCCAGUAGGCACAGGGAUGAAAAUAAAAUACUGCAGGCACAAAUGCUAUACAAUGCUUGUCGUCUUCUGGCUCCUAUUUUGUAGCUUGAUUUCCUCCCCCUCCACCCUGGAAAAGGGGGGUGGGGGGAGGGAAGAUUUCUUCUGCUCACCUUUCCUUGCAGUGUUCCCUCUAUUAGAGCAGUACUAUGCAGGGCCAAAGUUAGGCUUGUUGUUUUCCAGUUACUGUGUCUGGAAAAGCUUUCUUUUACCCACAGAAUAAGUCUCUUGUUACAGAUGAACUAUCAAACUUCCAACUGCCCUAUUGGAGGAAGUAGAUUUUUUUUCUCAGCCACUGUGAAAUAACAGCCAGUCAGAAUUACCUAAAAUUGUUUAAAGUUACUUUUCCACAGAGUGAAAUCUAGUAUGUAUAUUAUUUAUAACUGUCAAAAUAUGUACAUGAUUUUUGUAUAAUUGUUUUAUCGUGUUGUUAUUAAAAUUUUGCCCACUGAAAAGUGGUUUGGGGCUUUUUUGUUUUGUUUUUUAACGUAGACCAAAUUCUAGACUAUUUCAGCUGUACCCUGGGAACCUGCAAUGAGAACUCUGAAAGAAUAAUUACUAGUAAAUGCUUUUAAUAUGUUGACUAUAUUUUGGAUAUCAGACUGCAUUUUGGAUAUUA
Molecule: messenger RNA, 5376 nt
Organism: Struthio camelus australis
Lineage: Eukaryota; Metazoa; Chordata; Aves; Struthioniformes; Struthionidae
Source: RefSeq, a predicted model, not a curated record